AUGAAAUUUAAUCCAUCUAACAUAUUACUUACAACAUUAUUUGCCUCUGCGUUCGCUAGGCAAGACACGGGAUCUCUUGAUUCUGAUGAUACAACGACGAACAAUGAAGAUUCAAACUUUGAAGUCAAUUCUCUUGAAGCGGGCCAAAGCUCUUUACCUAUCACAACUGAUGAGUCUACUGCCGCUACUAUAAGAACACAAGUUGCAAACUCUCAAUUGGUCCAAACAACGAAUGUCAUAAAUACGAAUGGUAAAGUGAACGCAGGUUCUUAUGCCGUUGGUCCAAGUACAACCAUUAUAACCACUGAUGAACAAGGCCAAACCACUACUAAACUUCUCUGGUGGAUCCCUGAAACUACCGCACCAGUAUCCUCAGUUGCAACUAUUGGCGUAAGUAAUACAAAGCAUAGUUCCCAGAUUACUAGCAAAGCUUCCCGUACUACAAAUAUUUUAGCAUCUUCCACUUCAACGAGGAACCCAGAUGAUGCAUUAACCACAGUGACCGGUGUCAAUUCUUUAGGAGAAACUUAUACGUCAAAGAUAUGGUGGUUACCAAGUACAGCAACAGCAACUUCAAUUGGAAGUGAAACUGAAACCGAAGAAACUAAUAAAAUAAUAACGAGUUAUUCAAAAAGUUUAUACCUAACUACCUCAGGAUCAAAAGUGGAGACUUUGACGACUAGUUUUGCCACGACUUUUCUAAAGAAGGAGUUGACCAGCAGCAGUAGUGGUAGUAGACGUUCUACGAAUGCUACGAUCGCGUCGGAGAAUGGUGGCUACAAGAAUAUUGAUGAAUAUAGAUAUCAAGGUCUUGCCUUAGCUUUCGUGGCAUUGUUUCUUUAG
This is a messenger RNA of Naumovozyma dairenensis CBS 421, 843 nucleotides long. It is a transcript of the gene NCW2, whose product is annotated as Ncw2p. The coding region runs from base 1 to 843 and encodes 280 amino acids. NCBI's taxonomy places the organism in Eukaryota, Fungi, Ascomycota, Saccharomycetes, Saccharomycetales, Saccharomycetaceae. The record is from RefSeq and is a predicted model, not a curated record. The transcript has a single exon.